UUGACCAUUCAGUCAAGAAGGAUAAGGCACGACGUUGUCGAACUGCCCGAGUCGAGAUCGCGCCAACCAUUCAAUGCCGUCUAUUACACCGGAGAAGAACUGUUCCUCGGAACAUGCGACAGUAGAGGAGUCGGCGGCGUCGGCGUUCUCGUCAACACGAACUUGUCCAUGAACUUCGAUUCAUUCGAACAGCUUACAACCCGAAUCGGACGUUUACAAUUAAAAAGAUGUGGAUCAAUACGGGCUUUGAUAAUCUUCGUCUUUUACGCGCCGACAUCAAACUAUGACGAAGAAGAAAUCGAAGCGUUCUAUAUGGACUUGGAGUAUCUCUACAGAGAAGACCACACAUACUUCAAGGUCAUCAUUGGAGAUUUCAACCCCAAGAUUGGACCAAGAUGA
Messenger RNA from Angiostrongylus costaricensis, 399 nucleotides. Lineage: Eukaryota; Metazoa; Nematoda; Chromadorea; Rhabditida; Metastrongylidae. The record is from the annotation of a GenBank genome assembly.